Molecule: messenger RNA, 2214 nt
Organism: Darwinula stevensoni
Lineage: Eukaryota; Metazoa; Arthropoda; Ostracoda; Podocopida; Darwinulidae
Source: the annotation of a GenBank genome assembly
GAUUAUGAAAAUUCUGUUUUUCUUGGACAAACUUCCAUUAGAAAGAAAACGCUACGAAAUUAUGCACCAACCCAAUAGAAUGCGCGGGUAGCGAUCUCCUAAGGUAUAUCUGUUGGUAGCAGAUGUGCAACAUUCUGGUCCUUAUACCUAGCAACUAUGCGGUCGCUAGGUGCCAUACGCUCCUGGUGGCAAGCAAAUUAAAACCAAUCUGGCUUCGUCGUAUGGCAGAUUGACGCUUUUUAUUUAAUUUUCUUAAACUUUACGCUAAUCCAGGGUCCAGGUUCAUCCGUAUUUUUACAUUUUCUUUUGUGUUGAGGUAUGUACGAAUGUUGGACCGACAGAGCUCUCUGGCAUCCAUGCAGCGCGGAUUAGAAAGUUGAAAAUGCUGUUUGUAGCAAAUGAGCAACAAUAACAAUUUUGGGCCUACUGCUUACAAAUUUGAUUUUUAUAUAUUUUUUCCAAUUGACCCGCGUUCUAGGACAGCGAUUCCCAGACUCCUUUGAGUCACGACCCACUUGCUGACGUACAGAACAUUUCGCGACCCACCGGAAUCCAGAACGAGGUAUUUUCAAAGCAAUCAUGACGUGAAGAAAACUGAUAAGCCUUUUCUGUGGGGCAUGGUUACCCUGAACCGAUGCGGAUGUUAUGAUUUUUUUUAUACUGGGGAAAUGUAUACAACCCACCUUUGAUGCCUCUCACGACCCACAGUUUGGGAACCGCUGUUCUAGGACGUGAGUGAAACCUACAGAUUUUUUUCCGCCGAAAAAGACAAAAUCACGCAUUAAAGGGUUAACCCUUUCCCCUUGACGCCCGAGUACACUCGUUCACGGGAAAUCAUCCCGCUAGUGCGACUCCGGAAUUACUUAUUUUCAAACUUCACAUUCUCAAGCCGGGCACACUUUCAAUUAUUUCUAUAUUUUAUCCUUGAAAGUUGUAUUUGCUUUACACCGGGAACGCUAACAAAAAAAAGGGAAAAAGCGUUGGGCGCUACCGUGUCAUUUAAAACAGCGGUGAAAGGAUUAGGGGAGGAGCAUGCGCAAUUAACACUAGCUGUCGUCGAGACCUGUCAAAACUACGAGAUGCGAAUGCCUCAACAGCAUGUCGACUCAACUUAUUUCUGUGCACUCGGAAAUAAAGCGUUUCAGGAGGGGACUAGCUCCUAUGGAAAACUGGCGCCGUUACGACACUACGCCGUUGCGACACUACGCCGUUGCUGAGAGCAUACAAAGGCUUUGAGAUAGUGAAAGCUACGAGAGGAGAUGCUAGCAUCUUGAUUCCUUUUCUAAUUGUAUCUAUGAAUUUGUGAUCUAGUGGCAUUGCAAAUUCACCUCGUGAGGAAAUUUUAAUUUUGGGACCCGUGUCAAGUACGAAUCGCUUCUUGGAAAGGACAUCGCAUAGUAAAAAAAGUUAUGUAUACCUUCGCAGGCGAUUCUUAUUCCCCGAAAUCUUGUUCCUUUGCUUUUGGGGACGUGACUCGAUGAAUCUUGUUCUAGUUUUUUAUUUUAUUUCCCCAGAAAGCUUUUGGACAUCUACCUGUAUUCUUUUUGAGAUUAUGCCAUUUUCAGAGUUUCCUAUGGCAUUGUGUCUACUUCAAGAGUGAAUUUUUGGAUGCUAUGAAUGCAGAGAAACUGUUUUUCCCAGAUCCUCAGAUGAGAUUCAAUGACCUCAAGAACUGGGAGCCAUUAUUGAAAGACCAAGAAAAGAAGAGAAGCAGCUCGAGUGCCUCUCCAAAGAAGCCUCCAACCACUUUGCGAGAGAGUUUUGAAAGUGACGAGGAUGGAAGGAGAGAAGGGAAUGUGACAGAGGUGAAUGGCAAUCGAGUUGCCAUCUUCCGACAUGGCAAAAAUCUCUUUGGGAUCCAAGCCAACUGUCCCCAUGCUGGUGGUCCUCUGUACAAAGGAGAUAUAGAGGAACUGCCCGAUGGAUCCCUUUGCAUCAGGUGCCCUUGGCACUCCUGGUGCUUCCAGCUGUCAACUGGGAAAUGUAUCUGGCCGAGUGGGCAGAACGACGUCACUGUGACAGUUUAUCCAGUUCAUAGACGGAAAUCUGACCAAGCUGUUCUUGUUGGAUUUGAUUCUUUCCAUAAAAAGUACUUCUCUGACCGCGAUUUUUAAGUUAAUCCCUUUGCUAGUCAACUCAUUUCAUUAUGCAAAUUCCAAGCUUUAGGACUACAUUACAGGUGUCAAUGUUUCCUGUAACUUGUUUAUGCUUCAC